Penicillium angulare is the source of this 1044-nucleotide messenger RNA. Its product is annotated as zinc-binding alcohol dehydrogenase family protein. The transcript has a single exon. The record is from RefSeq and is a predicted model, not a curated record. Bases 1 to 1044 code for a protein of 347 amino acids. Gene Ontology annotation, molecular function: oxidoreductase activity, acting on NAD(P)H. Lineage: Eukaryota; Fungi; Ascomycota; Eurotiomycetes; Eurotiales; Aspergillaceae.
AUGGCCGUGCAAAAAGCCAUUGUCAUCCAAGCUCCUGGAGUGGCUACUGUUGUCAACGAUCGCCCUAUUCCUACGCUCUCAGACGACUCUAUCCUAGUCAAGAAUGUGUCUGUGGGCCUGAACCCCACGGACUGGAAGCACAUUGAUGGCUACAAUGCUGUUGGGACUACUGUGGGCUGUGACUUCGCAGGGGUCAUAGAAGCCGUCGGCAAAGACGUGAAAAAGUCAUGGAAAAAAGGCGAUCGCGUCUGCGGAAUGGGACACGGCUCUAAUGCGCUUAAUCCCGAGACCGGCGUUUUCGCUGAGUACAUCGUUGUAAAAGGUGAUCUUCAACUACGGAUCCCGGAUAGUCUAAGCUUCCAGGACGCUGCGUCGCUUGGGGUUGGUAUCAAUACAGUUGGUCAGAUUGCAUCCAACCUGAAGCUUUCCUCGCCUGCAGAUCCUGUUAAAGGCACUCCUCAUAUCCUCGUCUACGGAGGAUCAACAGCGACCGGCACCUUAGCAAUCCAGUACGCGAAGCUAUCUGGAUACAAUGUUAUUGCUACAUGCUCUCCACACAGCUUCGAUCUUGUUCUUGGUCUUGGAGCAGACAUUGUGUAUGAUUACAAAGACCCCAAAUCUGCCGCAGAAGUUCACAAGUAUAGCGAUGACAAGUUAAAGCUUGCUGUCGACUGCAUUGGAUCGCAAGCCUCUGGCAAAUUUUGUGAAGAGGUCAUCUCUACUUCUGGAGGAGAUUACUGCACCUUGGUCCGUGUCAAACUUGAGCGUCCAGAUAUUAAUUAUCAUUGGGUUCUGGCUUAUACCUGUUUCGGUGAGCCCGUGAAAAUGGGUGAAAUUGCUAUCCCGGCUCUUCCAGAGCACAAGGCCAACGCAGAGAAGUUCGCUGUUCUUGCCGAGGGGCUGUUGGCGGAAGAAAAGCUCAAGACUCAUCCUUCUAGAGUUGGAAAAGGUGGACUGAACGGUGUUCUGGAUGGAUUGGAUCUCAUGAGAAAUGGGAAAGUGAGCGGUGAAAAGCUGGUAUACAACGUUGAGGAAACUUCUUAA